Molecule: messenger RNA, 6584 nt
Organism: Cinara cedri
Lineage: Eukaryota; Metazoa; Arthropoda; Insecta; Hemiptera; Aphididae
Source: the annotation of a GenBank genome assembly
UUACGAUCGGUCAAUUAAACACGACAAAUGAAUAACGGGUUGAUUAUUGCGGGCGGCGGCGUGGUGAAUCGCAGGAGAAAAAAAAAACAAACAAACGAACGACAAAAAACUACAGGUAUAUUUUAAAAGUGUGCCCCCCCCCCUCCGGCGACGGUCUACGCGCGAUAAUAAUACCGCGUAAUUUAAUCACGUCCGAGCGAAUAAUAUCAUUAUUAUUGCCGUGUCGGUACGAUUUCCGCGCGAAAUGACCGGCGGGCGGGUGACGGACAAAUUUCCGAAAGAAUCCGAACAGAUCUGCGCCCAUAUGAAAAUAUUCUACAGGUAGGCGGGCGACCGAUUAUUCGUUACGCUAAUUGGAGGUCAUCGCGAACGGGAUCACGACAAUAACCGUUCGGUUUCACGCACGCAAAGACGUGAGUAUAUAAACGCGGGGCGACCGGCGGACGGCCAAAAACGACGGUCGGACGACGACAACGUUGCGGACUGCCCCUACCGGACUCGUUACUACUACCAGCACUGUCGCUACGCGGGAUUUGCCUUGGCCGCAGAACUGCACGGGAAAAAAAAAAAUAAAUAAAUAAUAAAUACCAAACAAUUCCGCUUGCCGCCGCCGAUAAACUGAUACGAGCAACGUGUAUCCGACGCGUUAUCAAGUUUCGCCGCCGAACACCGAACAGUUGUCAGCAUACAAUCCCUAAGCGUGCCCGCUCGUAUCCAAACGCUGUAAUAUUGUAACACCUAUCCGUAUAUUUUUUUUAUUUUUUUUCCCCACAAUAAUAUCUAAUACCGAGAUAGUAGUGUUGCACUCGUCGUGCUCCGCGGUACUCGAAAUUCUUUCAAUUGCAUUUCGCUUUUUUUUUUUAUUAUUCGUGCCCAAGAGUGUAGGUACGCAGUAUAUUAGUAACGCACGUGCCGUUGUCUUGCCGUUGCUCGCGUUUGCCUUCGGUUCUUACGCAAUAAACACCACUUAUGAUAUAAUAUUAACAAUAAUAACAUUAAUAAUAAUAUAACAACAAUAAUAAUUAUAUAUAUAACUAUGUACAUUUAAUUAAUAUAGUUUAUCGCUAAUUUAUCGGCGAUCGUUCAUUUAACUAUACGCGACUUGUUUUACUAGUUUUUUUUUUAUCUAAAUUCUUUCCACGACUCAGACAGUCGUAAUUUUAACUAAUUUGUUUUAUUACUCUUCGUCUUACCACCAUUAUGAGCGACACGUUUUUCGGCGGUAUCGAAGGGUAAGUCAGAAUCGUUAAAUUUUUCAUCCACACGGGUACCAAUGUAUAAUGCAAUUUAAAUACCUAAGUAUAUCUUAUAUAAUAGGGGAGCUUCAGUUUCCACGGUAGUCAUAACCAAUGGCAACGGAGACAUUUUAGCAGAAAUAAAAGGAGAAGGAACGAAUCCAUGGGUAAAUGUAUUAUUAUUUAAUAGGUGUUUCCAUAUGAAUAAUAUUAUCCAGUAUUUAUAUUAGUAAAUAUCCAAUUGCAUAUUUUUUCUUUACUUAAUGUUUUGUUAAUUUUUUUUUAAUCUUUAAAUUUUAAAUUUGAAUUUGUAUUUAAGUCAUUUUCAAGUGUACCUAUAAUUUAAGUCAAUGAACAGUGUCUUUGUGAUUAUCAUACAUCAUCUCUGACUUACAUUGGCUUUAUUACUAUUCUUACAUUCAAUAAAUUUUAUUUUAUUAAGUACCUAUGUAAUUUAUAAUUUUAUGAGCAAUAAUGGAUUUAAUAAGUACUAAAAUUAAUAAUUUUCAUUUUUUUUUUUUUUUUUUUUAUCUAAGAAUAUUAAUAUUUAGUCCAAUGCUUUAGAAGGUCAAGUAGAUGCAUUAGAAUUAGAUAAUAUUCUUGUAUUAAAAUAUCAAAUACAAUGACGUGAAAGUUAAGCCAAAAUUGAAAUUUAUAUUAUGGUAGUUUCUCCACAUUUUGCCAUAUUUGUUUAACUGAGAUUUAUAAAUUAUUUCUUUAAAUUAUAAUCUAUGUAUAGUUCUUAUCACUAUAAUACCUUCUAUAGUACUUUCGAUAAUACUACCUUCUACAACUGAUAAAUUGUUAAUUUAUAAUUGUAUUUUAUGGUUUGUUAAUGCUGUAAUUUUACCAUACGAAUAAAUCUCAAUAAUACGUGUAUAUGAUCUUCAAUAGCGCGUCAAACUUGAUAUUUUUAAAAGACAAAUAUGUUGAUGACCACCCAACCCAUCUUAUUACUCAACAGCUACACAAAAAUCCCACUUCUUAUAUUUUUUGAAAAACCAUAGGUAAAUAAGGUAAGAUUUGAGUCUUAUCCUCUUUUCAAAGCUAUUCACUAAUAGUCCUCAGAAAUAUAUAUAAUGUUCACGUUCCAUUGUCUCAGAUGAAAAUGGUCCCUCAUAGUCCUAUUGUUUUGACUUUGUUCCACUUAAAAUUUUGAAUUUAUUCAAUCCCAUAUAAAAAUUCUUAUAGUUAACUUAAAAAAGAAGACUUUCCUUUUGUAGACUGUAUUCUAGAUUUAAUUUAUUAUUGUUAUUGUUUAUGUGUACACAUAAAAUAAAAUCUAUGUUCAUUAAUUAAAAUGUAUCUUAUGUGUAUAAGUAAAAACCAAACUAAAAUUAAUAAUUGUUUUACUCACAAAAAUUAAUUUUUAGAUUCUUGGAACUGAACUUUGUUUGUCUCGAGUUAAUGACUUAAUUAAAGAAGCUCUUAGUAAAGCUGAUCUUAACAAUAAUAUCAAACUAAAAGGAUUGGUUUGUAUUUACAAAAAUACGUUCAACAAUAAAAUGAAAAUAAUAUUAUUUAUAGGGUUUGAGUUUAAGUGGAUGCGAAGAUAUCACUUUUUGUAAAACGUUUGAAAAUAAAUUAAAAGAAUCUUAUCCAGAUCUCACUGAUGAAGUAGUUGUUGUUAGUGACACAUUAGCACCCAUUGCAUUAGCUUGUGAAUCGGGUAUUUUUCAAAAUUAUUUAACUCUCAUAUGAAAUUAGACUAUAUUGUUAAUUAAUGAGUAAAUUUGAUGUAUGCUUAGGUGGAGCUGUUAUUAUUACUGGUACUGGUUCAAAUAGUCUACUAAUAAAUCCUGAUUCGUCAAUAAAAAGGUGUGGAGGAUAUGGACAUUUACUUGGUGAUGAAGGCAGUGGUGAGACAAAUUAAAUGUUUAAUUCUAAUGUAGUUCAUCAUUUUAUAAAAUAAUAGAUUAUUUAAUUUUAUUACAAAUAAAAUAAUCAACACAUUUUGAUUAUAUUUAUAAGUUGCAUUAAACGUUCUGAAACAUAGAAAAUAUAGGAUUUUAAUUAAACCUUUUUAUUAUGGUUCACCAAUAAAUUAUGAAUACAGUUAAGUCUUUAUUGGUAAAUUGUAGAUUCAUAUUAACACAAUAUUGUACCAUAUUAUACAUAUCAAUUAAUUACAAAUUUGGAUGCUAAAGUUUUUUAUUGAUCUAAUCUAUCAAAUAAUUUAAAUUUAAUUUAUUUUAUUCAUUUUAAAUUAUCAUCUAUUAACAUCUAUAUACUAAUAACUGUUAAUUUUGUGUUUUAGCUUUUUGGAUAGCAUUCAAAGGUAUAAAACUAUGCUUAGAUCAUUUAGAAGAUUUUAAUUAUGUUCCAAAUGGUUAUUCAAUUGACAAAGUUUGGGAAGCCAUUAAGGGACAUUUCAAUAUUGAUAAAGUGUAAAGUAUAAUAUGAUACAAUUUAAAUACAAAUAUAAUCCAUAAUUGUUUAUAUAAUGUUUCAUAACCAUUGAUUAUAAUCAGUGUUUUAACUAUAAUUUUAUUAUUAUUAUUAUUAUUUUUAUUUAAUUAUAAUUAAAUAACUAAUCUGAUGUUUAUUUACUUAAAAAAAAAAACCUGUGAUAUGUUUCUUUUUUUCUUUUUAGUUUAGACCUACUGAAUGUGUUUUAUGGAGAAAAAAAGGAAAAGUCAGAAAUUGCUAGUUUAUGUAAAACUAUAUCAGAACUAGCUAAAGAAGGAGAUGACCUGAGCCGUUGGAUAUUUAAUGAAGCUGGAAAAGAUAUAGCAAAAUUUAUACAAUCACUCUAUCCAGGUGCUGACAAAGUAAGAUUUUUUUUUUUCAACAUUAUUCUGUAGAUAAAUAGUACCUAAUUAUUUAAAAAUUAUCUAGACAGUAAUAAUUUAGUUACAGGUUUAAAUUUAAAUAUCAAAUUAUUUGAUUUUGUUAAUUAUCAUUUAAAAUCCUAAAACUCAUAAAUAAAAAGACACUUGGUAUAUUGCUCAAAACUGAAGAAAUCAAAAUUAUAUAUUUUUUUUAAUAUAAAAUCAUUUACCUACAUGAUAUAUAAAAAUAUUUAUAGAAAAUACUAUUUGUAUUAUCGUGUUAUUUAUUUUACAAUAAUUAUUAUAUUUUUAUUAUUUUUAUAUCUGUUAAACUCCUGAAUGGCUGUAUAAUACAUACAUUUUGUUAAUGUUUUAAUUGUUUAAUUGUUUUUAAUCUAUAGAAGUUACAUAAAGAGCACGGUGGAUUGCAUGUGGUGUGUGUUGGAUCUGUAUGGAAAAGCUGGGAUUUACUCAAAGACGGAUUUUUAAAUCAACUAGAUCUUCACAACUCAAAAGAACCUAAAGUAAAUGAAUUAACUUUAUUGGUGCUCGAAAAGACUGUUGCACUCGGUGGUGUCUAUCUCAUUACAAAAAAAAUGAAUUAUAAUUAUCCAUAUGAUUAUGAACAUAACUAUAAGGAACUUUAUCAUUAUGUAUACAACCAACGAAGUAAAAAUAAUACAUUCGCCAACUAAAUCAAAUUGGUUAGUUGUUAAGUUUUAAUCUUAUUGGUGAAUGUCAUUGUAUCUUAAAUGUAUGACUUCAAUCAUUAUUAUAUACUUGUUAUCAGAGCACAUUGAAUACUGUUAUAUAGUGAAUUUAACAUUAGUAUCAUUUUACUUGGACAUUUUAGUUUAAUUGAUUAGUUAUUAUUUUUUAGAGAGAUCAAUUCCCUAUUCGGAAACUUGAAAAAUAAUUAGAAGGAUGAAAAAAAGAUUAGUGUUUAAUAUUAAUUUUGGCUGUAGGUAUUCAAAAUAGUUUCUCUAAAGCUGGGGCUACACAAGUGUAUAAAAUUAAUUGUUGAGCACAUACUUUUUGACUUGCAUCACAGAAGUAAAUUAUUGGUUAUGGGAGCAGGCACACGAUUAAUGAACACUAAUAUGGACGUAAAAUUUUAUCAAUGUAUUAUUUCUUCAAUGAACGUUAAACAUGUCAAUGCCUAAAAUAAUUAAUAUUGUUUUUGAUGUUAAUGUCAGCUGCGUAGUCACAUGGACGCAUUAUUCCGAUAGCAUAUUAUUUGCAUAUUGGUAUUUUGUAGUUGUAUAUUAUUUUUGAUGUAAAAUUGAAUAAUCUUACUGUUAUGCAAAAAUAGUUAAAAAAAAAUUUCCCGAUCUUGAAGUUUUUCUGUACAACUUCACUUAGUGACCAUUUGUAUACCAUUCACAAUUUAUUAGAUGAAUCCAGUAUUUCCUUUUAGUUCACUUUUAUUUCAUGUAUAAAUAUUUUAGAGAACCAAAAAAAAAACAAGUUCAUCUGGGUCCAUAUUUUAGCUUUAAAAAAAAAAUCUGUUAAAGUACUAGGCAUAAUACAUCUUCAAUACUAAUUACUAACUCAAUAAACGUUUUUUAAUAGACGUCAUUUCGAUGUUCAUGUGCCCACUCUAUGUGCGCGUUGAAAAGUAUGUCUGUUGUAAAACACAUAUUUUGUAUGCUUGUAUGGCCCUAUCCUAACACUUAACUACAAUCUACUUCAUUAUUAUGUCUAUAUUGUAUUUAUAAAAAUAACAUCAGAAACAUAAUUCAAUUUUUAAUUUAACUAGAAAAAUUCCAAUAAAAAUGAAUUUUAUUAAUUCAUAAUCAUAAUAUCAUUAGGAUGUUGUAUCGUCUCAACCAUACUUAGCCCGAUUUCUUCUAUUUCACUGUAAUUCACUAUUUCACUUACUAUUGUUCUUACAACCACUGGCCUUGAGGCGUUUACAUAUUUAAAUAAAUGAUUAUGAAAGAAGCUCACUGUAACUAAUUAUAUAUUUUUUAAAUAGGUUUAAAGUAAAAAUAAUAAUAAGGCUUUGGAAAAAUAAACAGUGUCAAUUAUUAAACUGUUUUUUGUAUCUUUAAAACAUUUAUAAGUUAAUAGAUUAAAUUAGCAAAUUGCAAAAGGGGCCAAAUAGUUAAGUAUAAUUAUUAUUAUUUAAAUUAUAAAUCAUUGUUAUUUGUUUGUAAUUUAUUAUUUUACUUUUAUUUUCAUUUGUAUUUCACCGUUUUAUAAAUAUUUAUUAUGUUCUUUUUAACAAAACAAACAACAAAUACAUGUUUAUUUAUUUGUAUUAUAUUUUUAAAUGUAUUAUCUGUAGUAAGAUGGUAAAUUUCAAUAAGGAUUAUGGUGUAACAUUUAUUUUUAAUAAUUUAUAAUAUUGUUGUAGUUUCCAAAGGUACUUAAGAUAUAAGUUACCUGUAUGAUAAAUACUUUAUUUUUUAAAUACAUUAUUGAUUUGUUAUUAUUAAUUAAGUAUUAUUGUUUUUCAAUUUAUUCUCCUUUAUGAUAUUAUAAUAAAAAUUCUUCUAAAAAUCUUUAUAUAUUAAUGAAAUGUAUAGCAAUAAAUUUCUAUGGUACUUACAUCUAACAUUCUACUAGUUCGAAU